UAGUGCUUCUUCGGGAGGAAAGGCAGAGACUGACAUGGAGCUGGGGAAGUAUCUGGCUGGCCUCAUCUUGGCUGUCACUCUUCUUCAAGGUACUAUAGCCCAGAAGAAACAAGAAGUUCCUGUGGUAAAAGUGGAUGACAAACGAGAAGAUGGUUUGGUAUUUCUGAUUUGUGACUCACAAGACACAAAUGUCACAUGGUUUAAAGACGGGAAGGCAACAACUUCGUCGCAUAAAAAUAAAAACAAGUUUGAUCUGGGAAGCAGUAUCAAGGACCCUCAAGGGAUAUAUCAGUGUCAAGGAUCAAAGAACAUUUCAAAACCACUCCAAGUAUAUUACAGAAUGUGUCAGAACUGCAUUGACCUGAAUGCAGGCACUGUAUCUGGCUUUGUCUUCGCUGAAAUCAUCAGCAUUUCCUUCCUUGCUGUCGGGGUUUACUUCAUUGCUGGACAGGAUGGAGUUCGCCAGUCAAGAGCUUCAGACAAGCAGACUCUGUUGUCCAAUGACCAGCUUUACCAGCCCCUCAGAGAUCGGGAAAAUGACCAAUACGGCCACCUUGAAGGAAAGCGAUUGAGGAAAAACUGAACUCAGGACUCAAAGUAGGUGUUCUCCCUUUGAAUAGUUCUCAGAAACAUGGCAAUACGGUUUGCAGCACUCCUAGCAAAGAGACGGUCAGCCCUAAAUCUAGAUUCAAGUCUCCCAAAGGUGACAAAUGGAGAAAAAAAGCCCAUCAGGGCAAAUUUGGAUUUUUCUCAAAAUAAACUAAAAGUAAAGUAAAAAUAUGUAUGGUGUUGCAGGAGCGCCACCUAUUGGGAGGUAAUUUUUCUGUAAAAGAAAACUGAAAAGGUCAAAUAACCCCCUCUAUUUGAAUGUUACUUUUUUAAAGUUCUAAUUUUGAUUUACCUUCUGUAUAAGUCAUAAUUUACAUGGUUCAAAUAUAUAAUGAAGGUCUCCCUCCACCUCCAUCCCCAGCCAUUCAGCUGUCCUUUCCAGAGACAAACAAUAUACUAGUUUCUUAUAUAUCUUUAUUAGGUCUAUAAGGUAUUAUAAAUCAGAGGUAUUCUAGGCAUACGUAAGCAAACUCUCUUUUUUUUUUUCAUAAGCAAACUCUUAAGUACACAUUAUUCUUCCCUUCCCUAUUUUUCACACAAAUGGUACCAUACUAUACAUCUUGCACUUUUCACCUAAUAAAAUUUAAGAUUAUUUCAUACCAGCAAGUAAAGGAGCGCCUUUUUUUUUUUAAAUGCAACCACAUUGCACAGACUCACUAUGAUUUAUUUAAUCAGUCCUCUAUUAAUGGACAAAAUAUUACUGCCAAUAUUUUGCUCUUAAAAUACUGCAAUGACUAACACUGUAUAAAUGUCAUUUUAAAAAUAAUUGUAUUGAGGUAUAAAUUAUAUGCUAGAAAAUUCACUCAUUUUAAGCAAUUUCUCCUGUUCUCAGUAAGUUUUACAAAAUUUACCCAGCUGUGCAAUCAACACAAUCAUUAGAACAUUUCCAUUACCCUCUUAAGAUUUCUUCUGCUGUUUGCAGUCAUUCCCUGUUCCCACUCUCAGCCCCAGGCAACCACUAAUCUCUUUUCUGUCAGAGUUGCCUUUUCUACACAUUUCAUAUAAAUGGAAUUAUACAAUAUGCUGUUAAUUAUAAAAUGUGCUGGACAAUCUCAUGUCAAAGAUCACGCUAAUCGUGGGCGCCUGGGUGGCUCAGUCGUUAAGCGUCUGCCUUCGACUCAGGUCAUGAUCCCAGGGUCCUGGGAUCGAGCCCCGCAUCGGGCUCCCUGCUCGGCGGGAAGCCUGCUUCUCCCUCUCCCACUCCCCCUGCUUGUGUUCCUGUUCUCGCUGUCUCUCUCUGUCAUAUAAAUAAAUAAAAUCUUUAAAAAAAAAAAAAAAAGAUCACGCUAAUCUUUGUGUGCACCCCAUGUCUACAUUUCUCCGGGACUGACACCUGGGAGUGAAGAAUUGCUGUGUUGUAUGGCAAAUUUAUGUUUAACUUUUUAAGAAAUUCCCUGUACCUUUUUACGUUCCCACUAGCAAUGGAUGAGGGUUUCUGUUUCUCUAUUAUCCUCACCAAUAUUUGUUACUUUGUUUUUUUAGUAUAGCCGAUUCUUCUAGGUAUAAAAUGGCAUCUUAUUGUACCUUUAAUUUGCAUUUCCCUAAUGAUUAAUGUUGUUGAACAUCUUUCCAUGGGCUUGUCUGCCAUUCUUUUGUACCUUUUGUACCAUCUUAUUGUACCUUUAAUUUGCAUUUCCCUAAUGAUUAAUGUUGUUGAACAUCUUUCCAUGGGCUUGUCUGCCAUAUCUUUAGUGAAACGUCUAUUUCAAAUCUUUUUUUUAAAUUUGGGUUGUUUCUUUGUCUUACUGUUGAAUUGAAAGAGUUCUUCUAUAUUUUGAAUACAAGUCCUUUAUUACAUAUGUGAUUUACAAAUACAUCGGCCAGUCUGUGGUUUGUCUUUUCAUUCUCUUCAUGGUGACUUUUGAAGCACAAAAAUUUUUAAUUUUGAUGAAGUGCAUUUUACCCUUUUUUUUUUUUUUUAUGGAUUGUGCUUUUGAUGUCAUGCCUAAGAAAUCUUUGACAAACUCAAGGUCAUGAUGAUUUCUCCUAUGUCUUCUUUUUGUAGUUUUUAAUGUU
Messenger RNA from Mirounga angustirostris (Northern elephant seal), 2625 nucleotides. Its product is annotated as T-cell surface glycoprotein CD3 gamma chain. Gene Ontology annotation, biological process: positive thymic T cell selection; cell surface receptor signaling pathway. Gene Ontology annotation, cellular component: membrane; alpha-beta T cell receptor complex; external side of plasma membrane. Bases 35 to 583 code for a protein of 182 amino acids. The record is from RefSeq and is a predicted model, not a curated record. Gene Ontology annotation, molecular function: transmembrane signaling receptor activity. Lineage: Eukaryota; Metazoa; Chordata; Mammalia; Carnivora; Phocidae. The transcript is spliced from 7 exons.